AUGGCCGCGGAAGGAGACCCGCCAUCCCCGCUGCUCGUGCGCGUAAGGGAGUCCGUCCCGCGGCUACCGUGGAAGCUGGAGAAGUACUUCCAGAGCCGGAAGGCGGACGGCGGGGAGUGCACCGUCCGGCGCGGCGGCGACGGCGCCCAGGGCCCCUUCGAGGUGCAGUUCAGGGAAAGGGCAGCUAAGGAGAGAGUGUUGAAAAAAGGAACUCACCAAAUGGAGGUUGAUAACAAACCUGUGACUAUUAUCCUGGAAUCCGUUGAAAAUCUCUUGGCCCAGCCAAGAGAAGGGGCAAAGUCUGACGAGAAGCAUCCAAACAAAAAGCAUAUUCCUGUUGCAGAGGAGUGCUGUGUCCAAAAGAUCUUUCUUGGUGUCACAGCUGACCUGAACUGUAACCUGUUCUCUAAAGAGCAGAGGGAACACAUAACCUCUCUCUGCCCCAAUAUCAAAAAAAUGGAGGGCAAUGAUGGAAUUGAGAAGGUGUAUGGUAACUUCAGAGAUAUUGAAAAAAUACAUGAAUUCCUGAUUGCGCAGCUCCUGAAGAGUAAACAGAAACAUGACUCUUCACCUGUGACAACACAGAGAGAGCCCUUCCAUCUGCAGGACAGGUGUGUUUCUCCCUCUGAGCAAAAAAUCACAUUAGCAGAGAAAAGCAACCAUUAUGAAGUUUCCUUGCCUUCACUUGAAUACUUCAGAUAUAUUUAUCCUGAUAAAAUAGACUCAAUAGAGAAAAAAUUUGGUAUAAAAAUAAAAAUUCAGGAGACUUCUCCGAAUAUGGGCUAUGUAGACUUCACCUCUAGUCAAGCAGGUGACCUCAAAGCAGCUCAUGAGUCUUUUGCCAGUGAAUUUCAGAAGAGUGCAGGAACUCUGAAUCAAGUUUGUAUCACCUUAGCAGAUAGUCAACAGGCAAAGGAAGUCAAACAACAGUUGAAUCACCAGUUUACAAAGCUCCUUAUAAAGCAGAAAGGAGGAGAAUUAACUCUCCUUGGGCCCCUAGAUGACACCUCAGCUGCCAAACAUUUUUUUGCCUCCAAAAUGACUGAAAGUCAUGUCAAGGUACCUAUGAAAAUAUUGACCCCCAGGCACAUGAUGAAUGGAAUCGAGGUUGACACUGCUCGUUAUAAGCUUUUAGAAGCUGAAUUACUCCCGGCGAUAUCAGAGAUUGAAAAGAAGUAUAACACUCAAAGGAAGAUUGUGGGAAAAGCUCAGAAAACCUGCAUUCUAUUCGAACCAAAGGACAAGGAGAUAGAUCUGUCUGUGCAUGCUUAUGCAAGUUUCGUCGAUGCCUAUCAACAGGUCUCAUGUCAGCUGGUGAGAGAAGUUUUUUCACUUUUGGGCAAGGAGACAAAGCACCUAUCUGGGACCAAGUUCACUGACGACUUUAGAGAAAGGCACCCAAAUAUACACUUCGCACUAACUCAAGAGUCAGUUGUUUUGACUGGGUUGCCAAAUCACCUUGCAAAGGCAAAGCAGUAUGUCUUAAAACAAUGGGCAAUGUCUCCAUCCGCUGGAGAGAAAUGGAAUGCAACGCCCAUGGACCUUGAUAGUACUGAUUCAAAAACAGCUUCCCCAACAUUCCAGCACUUUGCCAGUUCUGGGGUGUCAGGAGUAGAUAAGGAAGAGGACACAUGUGUCAUCUGUAUGGACAUCAUGAGAAACAAACGAGUGCUACCAAAGUGCAAGCAUGAAUUCUGCACCCCUUGUAUCGACAAAGCCCUGUCCUAUAAGCCGACCUGUCCUGUGUGCCAGACUUCCUAUGGUAUCCAGAAAGGGAAUCAACCAGAAGGAACAAUGAAUGUCACUGUCACAAAACACUCACUUCCAGGUUAUGAAUCCUGUGGCUCCAUUAUGAUUCAUUAUAACAUGAAAGGAGGCAUACAAACAGAAGAGCACCCAAACCCAGGCAAGAUCUAUCCUGGAAUACAGCGAACUGCAUACUUGCCUGAUAAUCAAGAAGGAAAGGAGGUUUUGAGAUUGCUUCGUAGGGCCUUUGAGCAAAAGCUUGUCUUCACAGUGGGGGACUCUCGAGUAUUGGGACUCUCAGAUGUAAUUACCUGGAAUGAUAUCCACCAUAAAACGAGCCGUCAAGGGGGACCAGAAAUGUAUGGCUACCCUGAUCCUAAUUAUCUGAAACGUGUCAAACAGGAGCUGAAAGAUAAAGGAAUUGAGUAAGAAGACUACUGGAAGAUGUCUUGAGCCAAGCUUCCAAAAGACACAGUUGAAGAAGCAGAGUAAAUGCCAAUCUAAAUCCUUAUGUAGAAACACCUGGAAAAGUUUUCAUCUAAGAAAUGGUUUGUAUAAGAGUAAGGAUCUUCAGUUGAAACACUAGUUGCCAAUUGAUCCUCUUUUUAUUGCUAUCUCUGGGGAAGAUCCUUUAGUUUUUUUGUUUGUUUGCCCAUUAAGUAUCCUAAAAGCAAAAUCCUAGUGUGAAUGGGGGAGAAAAGGGCUAUGGUUAUGGUUCCCCUCCAUCCUUCAUGGCCAGAAGAGUGGCCCAGAGCAGAGAUCAACCAACCUUUGGAAAUAAAAAGGCUGUUGUUUUUCACAGCACAGAACCCGGUAUACAGUUGGUACUUCAUAAAUUUUUGUCGCUUGACUCAGGUUGCUAGUAACCCAGAAGAAGGAUAUAUGCUCCCUGAGUCUUUGGCACAGGUAGGAUAAGGGAGCCAUUUCUGGAGUCCUCACCUCUGAUUUGCAAAACUGAGCUUCUUACUCCAAAACACUUGGCCUCUGAACUCUGAGCAGGCCUCUAACUUGGUCCUUGCUUCCCCCUGAUCCUUGUAAUGUGCCAUAUGGGGUGUACUUGCCCUGCUAGUAAUGCCGCACAUCUCUGAACAUUUUUACUCUGGAUACCACUGCAUUUUUGAUACCCUGCUUCUGAUUUUAACAGACAAACAACCUUACAUUAGUUUCCAUCGACUGUCAUUUUCUCAGAAACCACGGCCCCCACAGUAGUAGUUUUUCCAUCCUUUUACUAAGUCUCACCAAGUCAUGUUUUCUCCCUUAAAAUCUUUAUCCCUGAUACUCUUCUUUGGGAAGAGAAAAGGUAAAUUGGGCCUACUAUGAGGAAUAUAUGACAUGUGAAAAUUUACUUUUAAAUGGUUCUCCAAGUGAAAAGAAUGUUAUAAUAGCAAAUUAUCUGGUUAUUCAUGUCCAACCUCUCUCCAAAAUGAUGAACAAGAUUCUGUUCGCAAAGAUACACAUACACACAUACACAAUUUUUUUUUGUGAGGCAGCUGUGGCUAAUACUUAUUGUGGACUUAUUUGUCCCCUUCUUAAGAGCUUUAUAUCUAUGUGAUUGAUGCUAUUAGUAUCCCCAUUUUAUAACUGAGAAAAAUGAUGCACAGAGAAGAUAAGUACCUUGGCAAAGGUCCAUCUUUAAUAACAAGAAGAUGAUAGUCUGGCUUCAAGGCUCUGCCUCCAGAGCUAGACUGCCUCCUGCAGUGGGACUUCUCCAUGGACAGGCCGAGCAGUUCCCAUUAUCCUGGGUUUCUCUCAGAAAUGGAUUCCUGCUCAUUGCUCAAAGCAGAUUUCCUCUGAGGAAGUCCUAUUUGGAAUCUUUUCUUUUGUCUAGCAAGUUGAGCAAGCUUAAGCUAAAUGAUGUCUUUUUUUAAUCAGAUUAUGCAUCUAGUUUUUUGUCAUUCAUUAAAGUGUUUACCAUUACGAUUGUUUUGUAUCUGCUGAUCUUUUAGCUAAGCUUGCCUCAAAAAAGCAAAAGUUUGGUUCCUGCUAAAUUCUGGAUCCUUGAUUGCAAUGUGUGUGUGGAGGCAAGUUUCACAGUGUGAGUGGUCAGUGAGCCUCUGGAUUACUGCCUGUGCUCUGUGGAAGGUACUAUCAUUGUGUCUGCUUUAAAUAAAGUUGUGUCUGUAUUAGGAA
This is a messenger RNA of Manis pentadactyla (Chinese pangolin), 3876 nucleotides long. RefSeq names its product deltex E3 ubiquitin ligase 3L (gene DTX3L). The transcript is spliced from 5 exons. The coding region runs from base 1 to 2175 and encodes 724 amino acids. The record is from RefSeq and is a predicted model, not a curated record. NCBI's taxonomy places the organism in Eukaryota, Metazoa, Chordata, Mammalia, Pholidota, Manidae. Gene Ontology annotation, biological process: protein ubiquitination; Notch signaling pathway.